AUGCGCAUUGCAUUUCUUUUCUCAUUCGCCCUAUUUGCCGGGGCCGUCGUCUCAGCCACUUCACGUAGCGGACGAACUCCAUUGGCACGCGGGAAGCAGGGCACUUAUGCUGGUAUACAGCUUAGCAACCAAGUUGACGCUUUCCUCGGGGUUCCAUAUGCUGAGCCUCCUAUUGGGCCUCUUCGCUUCCUCCCUCCACAGCCUCUCAAACGUUCGAAGCUCGUCAACAAGGUUGAUAUAAACAAUGCCACCGAAUUCAGUCCAGUAUGCUAUCAGUUCAACUAUCGUACUGUUCUGGGGGCGGCCACACUCCCUCGAACAGAAGAAUCUGAAGAUUGUUUGACUCUAAAUGUACACGUGCCUACAAUGGCGGCCUGUGGUCGGCUGCUCCCCGUUUUCAUAUGGUCGUUUGGAGGUGCGUUCGCUGAAGGAGGUGGCAGUGUACCACUCUAUGAUCCUACAAACUUUGUUGCAGAGAACAAGGAUAUAAUUGUGGUAAUUUGGAAUUACCGCCUGAAUAUCUUCGGGUUUCCAAACUGUCCAGCUCUCGAUGCCCAGAACCUUGGUCUAAGAGACCAGCGAGCCGCAUUAGAGUGGCUCCGUGACAACAUUGCCGACUUUGGAGGCGACCCAACACGCAUGGUGCUCGGUGGACAGUCUGCGGGCGCAGACGCAGGGCACGCUAUGCUCUAUUCUCACUCCAAAGACCCAAUAAUAAGUGCCAUUGCCAUGCAGAGCGGCUCUGUCCAAGUAAUAGGUGCGGCAAGCGAUAAUGCCGAUGCCGAAUUCAUCCGCGUUGCAGAGACGGUGGGUUGCCGAGACAGCGCAAAUCGGGCGAAAGAGCUAGCCUGCAUGAGACGAAUCGACGCCCACAGACUGAAGCAUGCUGUAUCAAACAAAACUGUUAACUAUUUCGGAUCUCCGCCCGGAGGCAGCCCAAUGAUAGACAAUGUAACACUGUUCACAUUGGCCGAGUAUGCGUACCGAGGGCAGAAAGGGAAGUUCGCAAAAGUCCCUACGCUUAUGGGAAUUAUGGAUGCUGAAGGGGACGGCGUAUCGAACUGGGAUGCUAAAGCCGGAGUGAAUAGAAUGUUGUCCAAUAUUCUGACAAUCACAUUAUUCAACUGCAAUAUUGCUCUCGAAUCAAGCUAUCGAGCGUUAAACUCAGUCCCUAUUUGGCGGUAUCGAUACAUGGGAGUUUUCCCCGAAGUGACGCCUUACUCGUGGCUAAGGGCAUAUCAUAUCGCGGAUGUCCCAAUGCUCUUGGGGAGCCAGGAUGCAAUUACUGCGCAUUAUACUUCAAGCCCUUCAGAAAAAAGGCAUUACAGAAAUGCAGCCCAAAUAUUCCGUGGAAUCUUUGCAAGCUUCAUCAGAGAUCCCUUCAAUGGAUUGACAGAUAACUACGAUUGGCCAACGUUCUCCCCUCAUGCUAAAACAUUGAUGGAGCUGUUUCCCAAAAACUCUGCAACAGUUCUAUUGAGCGACCCAAGCACAUAUGACAAGAUCUGUGAGAACCCUCCUCCUAUUCCAUGGGAGCUUUUCAAUUCAACUGGGGCAACGUCAUCGGGGAGCAGUGAGUAA
Messenger RNA from Fusarium fujikuroi IMI 58289, 1581 nucleotides. Its product is annotated as related to esterase. The record is from RefSeq and is a predicted model, not a curated record. Bases 1 to 1581 code for a protein of 526 amino acids. Lineage: Eukaryota; Fungi; Ascomycota; Sordariomycetes; Hypocreales; Nectriaceae. The transcript has 5 exons.